AUGAUUGCGUUGUUGGCUCGCGCGCGCUGCAAGCACUCCUCCAACAAGGUGCAGGAUGUUUCCCAGCCCUGGCCCGAGCUCGAACCCGUCAAGGUGCCGCCGCAGGGGGAAGUCCGCUGGCACCGCAAUGUCGUACGCUUCCCGCCAGAGGUCGCCGUACAGCUCGAGGAAAGCCCGGCCGGCUCUGGCGGUGGUGGCUCCCGCACCUUGGUGCUGAGCGGCAAGGCGGGGACCAUUCGCCUCAAUAUGCAGUGGUUGUCACCGCCCACGGUGAUUGCCACAACCGAAAUCGAUUAUUCCGGGGCUGGUAAGGGGGCGGGCGGGUGGCUAGUGGCAGGACUAGGACUAGGGCGGUGGUUGGCAGGUGGUGGAGGUGGAAGCCACCACGGGAAUAUGGGAGACAGCAGCGGAGCAGCAGCCAAACAGCCCUCGCAGCCCCCCUCCAAACCCCCCGCUGCUGCUGCUGCUGCUGGUGGUGGCGCUACCGGUGUUGCUGGUACUGGUCGCAGCGUGUUGGUGUUGGUGGGCCCCAACAAGUCCCGGUUCGACGAAGCGGUUGAGUCCAUCAACAGCGCCAUCCGCGGAGUCAUGAGCGGGUACCUGGUGGGCCUUACGGUGAAGGGAGUGGGGUAUCGGAUGGAGCCGGUGGAGGAUGACAGGGGGGAGGUGGCGAGUCGUGUCCCCCAGCUCAGCUAUGCGCAGCUGCUCAGGAGGUCCCGGGCGCCGGGGGGCCCCCGCCCCAAGCCCUACUACUUCGAAGCCGCGGGGGAGGAGAAGAACGUUAUCAACUUUCCGUACAGCAAACCCGCAUCAGCCAUCCGACUCAAGGUGGGCUACAGUCGUACAGUCGUGUACCCGCUACCACCCCACAUCCGUGCCUUCUGUCUCAAGCCCACCCUGGUGUACUUGUACGGCCUGGAAAUGGACGAGCUCCAGCGUGUGGCGGCCGAGAUCCGGUCCAUCCGCAAACCCAACCCGUACACGGGCAAUGGGGUGCAGUAUGUGGACGAGGUCGUGAAGCUCAAACAGCGUGCACGUGCCAAGUAG
Molecule: messenger RNA, 1047 nt
Organism: Volvox carteri f. nagariensis
Lineage: Eukaryota; Viridiplantae; Chlorophyta; Chlorophyceae; Chlamydomonadales; Volvocaceae
Exons: 8
Coding region: 1-1047 (348 amino acids)
Biological process (GO): cytoplasmic translation
Cellular component (GO): ribosome
Molecular function (GO): rRNA binding; structural constituent of ribosome
Source: RefSeq, a predicted model, not a curated record